Messenger RNA from Daucus carota subsp. sativus, 1522 nucleotides. RefSeq lists its product as uncharacterized. The transcript has 2 exons. The coding region runs from base 216 to 1379 and encodes 387 amino acids. The record is from RefSeq and is a predicted model, not a curated record. Lineage: Eukaryota; Viridiplantae; Streptophyta; Magnoliopsida; Apiales; Apiaceae.
UUAGUAAACUUACCUGGCUCUCUGCUGGUUGAUUACCCUCAGAAGGUAUCUUAGCAAGAAUGGAGCCUUAAUACAAGGCUUAGCUACUUGCCAUGCAACUAUAAAAGCCCCUUUCGACCUCUUUGUGUAUUCAUAUUCUCUUCAUAACAACAAUCAAAAGAAAGUCACAAUACUCAAACAGAUAGAGGUGCAUAUUAAACAAUCCGAGUGGCAAGAUGGAUAGAAGAAAGGCAUUCAUUGUAGUAGCCAUUCUUCUAGUUUUCAUCUCUAUGGAAGCUGCCACUGUUCUAGGUCAAGGCAAAGGUAAUGACGAUGGAAACAAAGGAAAGGUCAGUGGAAAUGGAAAUGGAAAUGGCAACGGAAAUGGCAACGGAGAUGACAAAGGAAAAGGCAAGGGAGAUGACAAAGGAAAGGGGAAGGAUAAAGAGGACAAAGGUAAAGGUAAUGACAAAAAGGAUAAAGAUGAUGAUAACAAAUAUGACAAAAAGGAUCCAGUACCAGGGACUGGACAGGAACGAGGGCGAUGCAAAAAUAAAGGUGCAUGUUACAACACGACCCUGACCUGUCCAUCUCAGUGCCCUGAGAGGAAGCCCAAAAAGAACAAGAAGAACAAGGGAUGCUUCAUCAACUGCGGUAGCAAGUGUGAAGCCACUUGCAAAUAUAGGAAACCUAAGUGUGAUGGAUAUGGCUCUCUGUGCUACGAUCCUAGGUUUGUUGGUGGCGAUGGAGUCAUGUUUUACUUCCAUGGAGCAAAGGGAAGCGACUUUGCAGUUGUUUCAGACAGCAAUUUGCAGAUUAAUGCUCACUUCAUUGGCACUCGCCCUGAAGGAAGGACACGGGACUAUACAUGGGUUCAAGCUCUCUCAAUCAUGUUCGACAGCCACACUCUUGUCCUUGCAGCAAAAAGAGUUUCACAGUGGGACGACAAGGUUGAGUCUCUUGCUGUGAGGUGGGACGGGGAGGAAAUUAGCAUCCCCACUGAUGGAGAGGCCGAGUGGAGGAUCGAUAGCGAACAGAGAGAAGUUGUUAUCGAAAGAACUGAUGACACUAACACAGUAAAAGUCACUGUUACUGGACUGGUAGAAAUGGAUGUAAAGGUGACCCCGAUAGGAGAAAAAGAAAACAAGGUCCACAACUACCAGAUACCAUCCAAUGAUGCUUUUGCUCACUUGGAGACACAAUUCAAGUUCUCCAACCUAUCUGAUCUUGUUGAGGGAAUCCUGGGAAAGACUUUCAGGCCAGGCUAUGUCAGCCCUGUAAAGAGAGGAGUGCCCAUGCCACUUAUGGGUGGGGAGGACAAGUACCAAACUCCGUCUCUUUACUCUCCCGUCUGCAAAGUCUGCAGGUUUGAGAGACAAUCUUCUGUUGCUACAAUGUAGUUUUCCUAUAUGCUGAUAACAAUCAUGUUAUCUUCUACAUAAUGUGAAUAAGGGCCACAAAUGUUUGCCCAAGCAUUAUCAUGUAAUCUUACUUAUUGUGUUUUAUUAAAGGGUUCUGAGAAAUGAAUUGAUUUUUUAAUUCA